This is a messenger RNA of Panthera uncia (snow leopard), 1826 nucleotides long. RefSeq names its product OTU deubiquitinase, ubiquitin aldehyde binding 2 (gene OTUB2). Gene Ontology annotation, cellular component: nucleus. NCBI's taxonomy places the organism in Eukaryota, Metazoa, Chordata, Mammalia, Carnivora, Felidae. Bases 523 to 1368 code for a protein of 281 amino acids. The record is from RefSeq and is a predicted model, not a curated record. Gene Ontology annotation, molecular function: ubiquitin binding; cysteine-type deubiquitinase activity. Gene Ontology annotation, biological process: negative regulation of double-strand break repair; protein K48-linked deubiquitination. The transcript is spliced from 7 exons.
UUCUGUGACGUCCUGUGCUCCGACUUCUGAUUGCCCGUCUCAGACGUCAAUAACGGAGCGUGUGUCUUGCUGGGACACAGUGAAGGUCUAACCUGUGGUUUGCGGAGCGGUCGGGUGUAUUCUCCGUUCGCCCCCACGCCCUCGAGGCCCCCGCCUCGACCUACUGGCGGAGCCCGCCAGUGGUUCCUGCGGCGCCCUCCCGCACCGGAUCGCUCCUCGCUGGGGCGGGACCUGUCCCGACGGCUCCGGUCGCUAUGAUUUCUUCCCGGCAGAGCCCCGCCUCUGGGUUGGAGCGGACCGACUCCUUCCGAGCUGCAGUGUGGACUGUGACCGGUAGGUGGCGCCUCUGCCGGAGGUUCUCACUUGUUUCUGGCUUGUCGCACAGCGCUCGGGGCGAGCUGGACGGUCAGGAAUUGUUGGCAAACAAAAGAACGAAUGAAUGAGGCAGGAAGGACAGGAGACGAGGGGACACCUCAUGCUCCAGCAUGAAGGCUUACUAGGUUUGAGGGGCGAUGCUCUAAAAUGAACCCAGCCGGAAGUUAUUGGAUGGGGCGGACCCCGACUCCCUUGUCCAGGGAACAGGGCAUCCAGGAUGCUGGGAGCGUCCUCACGCGUGCCUUUUGUGGGAAGAGUGAAACAUCUUUCGACCUAAUAUCAGAAAAAUGUGACAUUCUGUCAAUUCUUCGGGAUCAUCCUGAAAACAGGAUUUACCAGAGGAAAAUCCAGGAACUCAGCAAGAGGUUCACUGAGAUCCGCAAGACCAAGGGGGACGGCAACUGCUUCUACCGGGCCUUGGGCUAUUCCUACCUGGAGUCUCUGCUGGGGAAGAGCAGGGACGUCCUCAGGUUCAAAGAGCGCGUCCUGCAGACCCCAAGUGACCUUCUGGCUGCCAGUUUUGAAGAGCACAAGUUCCGAAACUUCUUUAAUGCUUUUUACAGCGUGGUGGAACUCGUAGAGAAGGACGGCUCGGUGUCCAGCCUGCUGAAGGUGUUCAAUGACCAGAGCACCUCCGACCGAAUCGUGCAGUUUUUGCGCCUGCUCACCUCGGCCUUCAUCAAGAACCGCGCAGACUUCUUCCGACACUUCAUCGAUGAGGAGACGGACAUCGAGGACUUCUGCACUCACGAAGUGGAGCCCAUGGCCAUGGAGUGUGACCACAUCCAGAUCACAGCCCUGUCUCAGGCACUGAACAUCGCCCUACAGGUGGAGUAUGUGGACGAGAUGGACACGGCCCUGAACCACCACGUGUUCCCCGAGGCUGCCACCCCUUCCGUUUACCUGCUCUAUAAAACAUCCCACUACAACAUCCUUUAUGCAGCCGAUAAACGUGAAUUACUUUUAGGACACGCAGUGGAGCCUGCCACCUAACGGGACUACAUUCCAAAUGGAACAUUCUGACUUUGCAGUUUUUUAAAGCAACUUAGACUACAGUUAGAAAACGUACAGCCUUUUGGGCCAAGUGGCCGGCAAUGUGGCCCACCCGUCACGGACUGUGGUAACUUGGUGAUAUUCUUAGUAUUUGUUUUCAUGGAGGAUCAAAUGCUUUCUAACUCAGGGCUACGAAGCCAGAAUCCCUGGCUCUGCUCUCAGGUCCCUGAGACCCUGGGGAGGUCACCUCCCCUCUCUGGGCCUGUUUCUUCAUCUGGACAAGGAUGCUGCCAGUGCUGACAUUCUGUUGUGUAAAAAGAGGGUCCUCUGGUGUCCUUUUCACCAGGGGUAGUACCUCUCUGUUGGGAGGAAAAGCUCAAGAUCGGCCGUCCUCGGUGACUUACCAGUUCCACAAAAAAGAAUCCAGUCCAGUCAGCUGUUGGACUGGACUGUGGUGG